Molecule: messenger RNA, 4523 nt
Organism: Orycteropus afer afer
Lineage: Eukaryota; Metazoa; Chordata; Mammalia; Tubulidentata; Orycteropodidae
Gene: NRAP
Product: nebulin related anchoring protein
Biological process (GO): cardiac muscle thin filament assembly
Cellular component (GO): Z disc
Molecular function (GO): actin filament binding
Source: RefSeq, a predicted model, not a curated record
AGAAGGUCAGCAAGGGGAAGUGGAAGUUGGGUUCUGAGUGAUCAAGGUGGCCAUAGGGAUUUAAUAGUCGUUGACAUUUUGGAGAUUGGAUCAACUAGCCUGGGGGGUUCUCCUUGGAUUUCUCGCCUGUUGCCUGUCUUUGUCUUCUUUCUUCUGACUUCAAGAUGAAUGUGCAGGCUUGCUCUAGAUGUGGAUAUGGGGUUUAUCCUGCUGAGAAGAUCAGCUGUAUAGAUCAGAUAUGGCAUAAAGCGUGCUUUCACUGUGAAGUCUGCAAGAUGAUGCUAUCGGUUAACAACUUUGUGAGUCACCAGAAAAGGCCAUACUGUCAUGCCCAUAACCCCAAGAACAACACUUUUACAAGUGUCUAUCACGCUCCAUUAAACCUAAGUAUGAGGAGGACUCCAGAGGCCAUCAGUGAGAUGGAUGAGCAAGAAGAUGGUGAGCGAUUUAAAUCAGUCUUUCAUUGGGACAUGAAAUCCAAGGACGGGGAAGCUGCACCUAACAGGCAACCAUUGGUGAAUGAGAGAACCUAUUGGACUGGAUAUGGGGAAGGGAAUACUUGGUGCCCGGGAGCUCUGCCAGACCCGGAAAUUGUAAGGAUGGUUGAGGCACGAAAGUCUCUUGGUGAGGAGUAUACAGAAGACUCUGAGCAACAGAGAGGAAAGGGGAGCUUUCCGGCCAUGAUCACGCCUGCCUAUCAAAGGGCCAAGAAAGCCAACCAGCUGGCCAGCCAAGUGGAAUACAAGAGAGGGCAUGAUGAGCGCAUCUCCAGGUUCACCCCGGUGGCAGAUACCCCUGAGCUGCUACGGGCCAAGGCGGGGACACAGCUUCAAAGUGAUGUGAAAUAUGCAGAGGAGUAUGAACAGCAGAGAGGGAAGGGCAGUUUUCCUGCUAUGAUCACACCAGCCUAUCAGAUAGCCAAGCGAGCCAAUGAGCUGGCGAGUGAUGUGAGAUACCAUCAACAAUACCAAAAAGAAAUGAAGGGAAUGGCCGGUCCUGCUGUCGGGGCUGAGGGCACGUUUACAAAGGAAUAUGUAGACCAGUAUGGCCAGUCCAAGGUGGAGUAUAAGAAGGAUCUGGAAAGUAGUAAAGGUCACAGCAUAAACUACUGUGAAACGCCUCAAUUCAGGAACGUGAGCAAGAUCUCAAAAUUCACCAGUGACAAUAAAUAUAAAGAAAACUACCAGAACCACAUGAGAGGCCACUAUGAAGGAGUUGGUAUGGACAGACGGACUCUCCAUGCUAUGAAAGUUGGAAGUCUGGCAAGCAAUGUUGCCUACAAGGCUGAUUAUAAACAUGACAUUGUUGACUACAACUACCCAGCCACUCUCACUCCUUCCUAUCAAACCGCCAUGAAACUGGUUCCCUUGAAAGAUGUGAAUUACCGCGCUGACUAUGAGAAAAAUAAACUGAAUUACACACUGCCACAGGAUGUGCCUCAGCUGGUGAAGGCCAAAACCAAUGCCGAGCUAUUUAGUGAGGUUAAGUACAAAGAAGGCUGGGAGAAGACAAAGGGAAAAGGAUUUGAGAUGAAGCUGGAUGCUAUGUCUCUGCUGGGCGCCAAAGCCUCUGGGGAGCUUGCUAGCAACAUUAAAUACAAAGAAGAAUACGAAAAAACAAAAGGCAAAGUCAUGGGAACCACUGACUCCAGGCUGCUGCACUCGCUGCAGGUUGCCAAGAUGAGCAGUGAGGUUGAGUAUAAGAAAGGCUUUGAAGAGAGUAAGACCCACUUUCAUCUGCCCAUGGAUAUGGUGAACAUUAGACAAGCGAAGAAGGCCCAAGCUCUCGCCAGUGACCUGGACUACAGGAAGAAACUGCACAAGUUCACAGUGCUGCCUGAAGACAUGAGGACACUCUGGGCCAAGAAAGCCUAUGGGCUCCAGAGUGAGGUGGCCUACAAGGCAGGAAAUGCACAGUCCAUCCAUCAAUAUACCAUCAGCAAGGAUGAGCCUCUCUUCUUGCAGGCCCGAGCCAAUGCUGCAAACCUCAGUGAGAAAUUGUACAAGAGCAGCUGGGAAAACCAGAAGGCGAAAGGGUUUGAGCUGCGGCUUGAUUCCUUGACCUUCCUGGCAGCCAAAGCCAAGAGGGACCUGGCAAGCGAGAACCAAUACAGGGCAGAUGUGAAGUGGAUGAAAGGCGCGGGCUGGGUCGCCACCGGGUCAUUAAAUGUGGAGCAGGCAAAGAAGGCAGGAGAACUCAUUAGUGAGAGGAAGUACCGUCAGCAUCCUGAUGCUUUGAAGUUUACCAGUAUUAAAGACACUCCGGAGAUGGUCCAGGCCCGAAUUAGUUAUACCCAAGCCGUGGAUAGGUUAUACAAGGAGCAAGGAGAAAACAUAAAACAUCACUACACACAGACGGCAGACCUUCCUGAAGUCCUGCUGGCCAAGCUGAAUGCCAUGAAUCUCAGUGAGACGCGUUACAAGGAAUCCUGGAGCAAACUUCGAGACAGCGGAUACAAACUAAGGUUGGACGCCAUUCCAUUCCAGGUGGCAAAGGCUUCUGGUGAAAUCAUAAGUGAUUAUAAAUACAAAGAGGCAUUUGAGAAAAUGAAAGGACAGAUGCUUGGCUCCCGGAGCUUGGAGGAUGAUAUCAGCCUUGCACAUGCCGUGGAUGCAACCUUGCUGCAGAGUGAUGUGAAUUACAAGAAAGGUUUUGAACACUCAAAGGCACAGUUCCAUCUGCCGUUGGAUAUGGUAAGCCUGGUGCAUGCCAAGAAGGCUCAGACUCUGGCCAGCGACCAGGACUACAAACACCCACUCCCCCAGCACACUGCCUUGGCAGAAGACCUGAGGCUGAGCUGUGCCAAGAAAGCUCACAAAUUGCAGAGCGAGAAUUUGUAUCGGUCGGACCUGAACUUCAUGCGUGGCGUUGCUUGCAUCAUUCCAGGAACUUUGGAGAUUGAAGGGAGGAAGAAAGCGUCUGAGCUCAUCAGCGAGAGUAAAUACCGUCAGCAGCCCCAGUCAUUCAAGUACACGGCUGUGACCGACUCACCCAGCCUCCUUCAUGCGAAGUUCAGCAAUCAGAUUACCAACGAGCGCCUCUAUAAAGCAGCGGGAGAAGACGCCAGACACCAGUACACCAUGACCCUGGGGCUUCCAGAGUUUGUCCUAGCGAAAAUCAAUGCGGCCAAUCUGAGUGACGCAAAAUACAAGGAGUCCUGGCGUAACUUUCGUGCUCAAGGCUACAAGCUGACAACAGAGGCGCUCCCCUUCCAGACGGCUCGGGCCUCUGGAGAGAUCGCCAGUGAUUUUCUCUAUAGACAUGACUUUGUGAAGGAGCGGGGGCGUCUUAUCGGGGCCCGCAGCGUGAGCGACGACCCUCGACUCCAGCACUGCCGGCGGAUGGGCCAGCUGCAAAGUGAGCAUCAGUACCGCAGGGAGGCCGCCAGCACCCAAGCCCAGUGCCACCUGCCCCUGGACAUGGUGAACCUGGUCCAUGCCAGGAAGGCCCAGGCCCUGGCCAGUGACUAUGACUACAGGACACGGUGCCAUGUGUUCACAGCACUGCCCGAGGACCUGGAGAUGGCCUGGGCCAAGAAAGCCCAUGCCCUGCAGAGUGAGCUGCGCUACAAAGCUGACCUGAUGGGCAUGAGGGGUGCGGGCUGGCUGGCUCUGAGCUCCCCGCAGAUGGAGAGUGCAAGGAAGGCUGGAGAACUCAUCAGUGAGACCAAAUACCGUAAGAAGCCAGACAGCAUCAAGUUCACCACAGUGGUCGACUCCCCAGACCUGGUGCAUGCCAAGAGCAGCUACAUGCACUGCAACGAGCGUCUGUACAAGUCGGGGGAUGCUGAGGCCCUGCACAGGUACACCCUGAUCCCUGACCACCCCGAAUUCACCCGAGCCCGCCUCAACGCACUUCAUCUGAGUGACAAAGCCUACCGAAACUCAUGGGAGCAGAUCCGGGCUGGCGGCUGUGACUUCAGGCUGGACGCUAUCCCAUUCCAGACAGCCCGUGCAUCCAGAGAGAUCGCCAGUGAUUUCCGGUACAAAGAGGCCUUCCUGCGGAACCGGGGCCUGCAGAUUGGGUACUGCAGCAUCAACGACGACCCGAGGAUGAGGCAUUUCGUCAGUGUCAGCAAACUCCAGAGUGACAACGAGUACAAGAGGGACUUUGCCAAGACCCGGUCCCAGUUCCACAGCUGUGCGGAUCAGCCUGGCCUCCUCCAAGCCAAGAGGAGCCAGCAGUUGGCCAGUGAUGUGCACUACAGGCAGCCUCUGGCCCAGCCCACCUGCGACCCAGAGCAGCUGGGCCUGAAACACGCGCAGAAGGCUCACCAGCUACAGAGCGAUGUCAAGUACAAAUCAGACUUGAAUCUGACCAGAGGUGUCGGCUGGACCCCUCCCGGCUCCUACAAAGUGGAAAUGGCUCGCCGGGCUGCAGAACUGGCCAACGCCAGGGGCCUGGCUCUCCGGGGUACUUAUGGAGCGCCAGAGGCUGCGAACCCUAGUGGUCAUCAGCAGGAAGACGUGAACCCUGAUGCCACUGAGAUUCUGCACGUCAAGAGGAGGAAAGCUCUGUACUGA